CUCUCUCCCUCUGUGUCUGCUAGCCGCCUCCCCUGCCCGCCGUCUUCCUCACCCACCCCCUUUCUCCGUCUCCCUCGUCCCCGCACCUCCAUUCGGCCUCGGUUGCCUCGACGGAUUGCUGAGGCUGUGGGAAGAGGAAAGGAUAUCGCGAGUAUUGGAGUUUUGGUGAGAGUUUGUGGAAGAUGGCGCCUGUUGUGACAGGGUCUGCCCGUUGUGGUUUCCUGUAUUGACUGAGUGCAUAUGAAGUUUGGGGAGCGCCCUCAGCCACAGCGCCUAACCAGAGAAGCCAUGAGGAACUACCUAAAGGAGCGAGGGGACCAAACUGUUAUGAUCCUGCAUGCAAAAGUUGCACAGAAAUCCUAUGGCAAUGAGAAAAGGUUUUUCUGCCCUCCCCCUUGUGUGUACCUGAUGGGCAGCGGUUGGAAGAAAAAGAAGGAACAGAUGGAGCGUGACGGCUGUUCCGAGCAAGAAUCGCAGCCUUGUGCCUUCAUCGGCAUCGGCAACAGUGACCAGGAAAUGCAGCAACUUAACUUAGAGGGAAAGAACUAUUGCACAGCCAAAACCUUGUACAUAUCCGACUCCGACAAGAGAAAGCACUUCAUGUUGUCUGUCAAAAUGUUCUACGGCAACAGCACCGACAUCGGUGUCUUCCUCAGCAAGAGGAUCAAGGUCAUCUCCAAGCCCUCCAAAAAGAAACAGUCCCUUAAGAACGCCGACUUGUGCAUUGCAUCAGGCACCAAGGUGGCGCUGUUCAACCGGCUGCGGUCCCAAACGGUCAGCACACGCUAUCUCCACGUCGAGGGGGGCAAUUUCCACGCCAGCUCCCAACAGUGGGGGGCCUUCUACAUCCACCUGUUGGAUGAUGAAGAAUCUGAGGGGGAGGAGUUCACUGUGAGAGACGGUUACAUCCACUACGGACAGACGGUCAAGCUGGUUUGUUCAGUCACCGGCAUGGCGCUGCCCAGACUGGUCAUCCGUAAGGUGGACAAACAGACAGCCCUGCUGGACGCGGACGACCCCGUCUCCCAACUCCACAAGUGUGCCUUCUACCUGAAGGACACGGAGCGCAUGUACCUGUGCCUUUCACAAGAGAGGAUCAUCCAGUUUCAAGCCACUCCAUGCCCAAAGGAACCAAACAAGGAAAUGAUCAACGACGGCGCUUCCUGGACAAUCAUCAGCACGGACAAGGCCGAGUACACCUUCUACGAGGGCAUGGGCCCCGUCCAAUCGCCUGUCACUCCUGUGCCUGUAGUGGAGAGCUUACAGCUCAACGGCGGCGGGGACGUCGCCAUGCUGGAGCUGACGGGACAGAACUUCACUCCAAAUUUGCGGGUCUGGUUCGGCGACGUCGAGGCGGAGACCAUGUAUAGGUGCGCAGAGAGUAUGCUCUGCGUGGUGCCCGACAUCUCCGCCUUCUGCGAGGGCUGGCGCUGGGUGCGGCAGCCUGUCCAGGUGCCCGUCACGCUGGUGAGGAACGACGGCAUCAUCUACUCCACCACACUGACCUUUACCUACACGCCGGAGCCCGGGCCGCGGCCACACUGCAGCGCGGCCGGCGCCAUCCUGAGGGCCGGCAACUCCAGCCUGCUGAGGGACGGCGGCGGCCAGGAGACGGGCGCCGCCGUCUACGCCGCCUCCGGCGCAGGAGUCACGUCCUCGUCCGCCGCCGCAGCCGUGGUUUCCUAACGCCCUAUUCCGUCUGCCUUGAGAGCAAAUAUACCGGCGGUUGUGGAACAAAUUUGGGGAACAAUCAAACUGCUGCGUUUCAAUUUUGAAUGGAAAAAUAACAAAGAAAGAAGCGCCGGGGGGUCUGAAGGAGGAGUGACAUCACCAAGCGGGACAAGCUCCCCCCUUCCCUGCGGUCACUUUGGGGACCUGCCAGGAUCCAGUCAUGGUGCUCCGGAAUAUUCCCGCAGAGCACCGGCACCUUUCCACAGUUGCCACAACGAAUCCACCACAACAAUACAUCCAACGCCGCCCCAAAGAGUGCUGAAGUGGAAUGAAUAUUUUUGCACUGCCCUCCUUCCAUGCUUCCUGGUGAUGGAUGUAUUGUUGUCCGAGGAUGCAGAGGGACACAAAACGCGACGGUGACAUCGUUUUUAUGGACCAAGGAACUUGUAUAAGCUUUAGUAAAGGUACAUUUUUCUCCAUACCUUUUUUUGUAUUAAACAUAUAGUCCACUUUUGUUACCAAAUAGUUUGUAUUCCUCCUCUGAGCUUGGGCUCCGCCCCCCCUCCCCUGCCCUUAAAAGUCUGCGAAGGUUUUUGUUUUGUGUAGUUGGGACAGGGCGAGGGGGGACCUCGGAGGGCCUAUUUUUUAUUAUCAUUGGUUUUUAUGAAGUCUUUAAAAGAAAGAAAAGCUUUAAGCAACGCCUCUGCCUUGCCUUUGCCAAUACGUGCGCCACGACUCCGUCGGAAUUGUCCAAGUCACGGAGCGUACAAGCGGUCUUGUUGGACGGCCUUAGCCUCACGUCAUAUCACGCGUUAGUGUCUUCCAGCGGCGUCAUUAGCGACUCAAUGUGGCCUUACCUUCAGUUACACACACAAAAAAACGGUCGUUUUGAGCGAGAGCUUCUCCUCGCCUUCCUCCGACUUCCACUGCUGGUACUUUCUCCCGAGCGCCUUCCUUUUUCUAACGCGACCUACAAAAAAAGACACGCGUCCACGCCGACAGAGUGCAGAAAGACCUUCUUUCGUGUAUUAUGGAACAUUUAAGAGCAGCAAUAUUGUACAGCUCAACACUUUGUCCACCUGAGCACUACAAAUUCACCAGCCAGUGUGCAUGUGUGUGUGUGCGUGUGUGUGUAUGUGAGUGUGUGUCAUUGUAAUGGAUCAUUGAGUUUGACUCACUCCAUUAGCGUCCAGAUACUACAAAAGGCUGAGGGGAAAAAAAUAACUUGACAAUUAAAGGCAAUACUUAGCAGCUUACAGUCCAACUGUAACUUGAAUGUGUUAACUUUUGUCUUUUUCACAACAACACACACAAAACAGGAUUCACUCGAUCCCCUCCGAUGGAAAAAAAAAAAAAACAAUUUAAGUUGAUAUGUUUUACUGUAUAUUGUAAUAUUUUAAAUUAUUGGUACAAAGUUUCCCCUUGUCUGAUGUCAAAAAAGUGCAUUAUUGCCUGCGCUGCCUUGGGUUGGCCUGGGUUUUGUUUUUUUUCGGGUUUUUUAACAAAAAAAAAAGGCAAACUCCUGUUUGGUGUAGCAGCAACAAAUCUUUACAAACCCUUUACUGGCCAGGUCAGAGGUCGCGCAAUCUUAAAAAUGUUGAUUUUAUUUAACCGCAAGUCUUGUCUCUGUUUUUUAACUCUCUGUUUGGCGCUAGUAUCGCCCGUCUUCUCUGGAAUGUUUUUGGGUUGUUUACAUGUUGACCCCUCCCUCGUCAUCAUCAUCAUCAUCAUCAUCACAGAGUUCAAGGGCACUUUGAUCUUGACAACCUGAGCUGGUUUACACUUCUUUAAAGGGACGUGAGUGUCGCGGGGUGUUGGAAAUGUUACACGCCUACUCUGGAAUUGUUUUGGAAAAUGUUUUUUAUGUACUCUUCUGGAAGCAGCUGUCAUCGUUUUCUUAAAGGAGCUCUGAACAAUAUUUGUGUCGCGGAGGAAUGCCAAAUGUCUGAACAUGUAGGUGUCGUGCACUGCACAGCGAGAGGCAGCUUUAAACCUUUUUUCCUCCCUCUGUCGCUCUCAGCCUUACUUCUCUUUCAGACUAUUUGGGCUGUUUGCACUACAGAGCGCUAACACACUGUCACUGUAUGUGUAUGUUUUUUUUCGUACUGGUCAUUGUGGUAGUAUACUUCUUUCUCAACCGCUAGUUUGUAACAUUUAGCAAUAACAUCACAACAAGGGGACUUUUGUUUUUUUUUUGUUUUUUAAUAGCAGUUUUUGUACAUAUUCCAGCUCCGGGUCAUGCUCCAGUCUGUCAUUAAAACACAAAAAAUGUCAUAAAAAUGAGAAUAAAAAGUGUUAUAAAGUCUUA
Molecule: messenger RNA, 3979 nt
Organism: Nerophis ophidion (straightnose pipefish)
Lineage: Eukaryota; Metazoa; Chordata; Actinopteri; Syngnathiformes; Syngnathidae
Gene: rbpjb
Product: recombination signal binding protein for immunoglobulin kappa J region b
Exons: 12
Coding region: 241-1686 (481 amino acids)
Biological process (GO): regulation of transcription by RNA polymerase II; Notch signaling pathway
Cellular component (GO): nucleus; MAML1-RBP-Jkappa- ICN1 complex
Molecular function (GO): DNA-binding transcription activator activity, RNA polymerase II-specific; RNA polymerase II cis-regulatory region sequence-specific DNA binding
Source: RefSeq, a predicted model, not a curated record